UUUAUUUUAGCGCCGCCAGUGCCGCAUUUGUCACUUAAAAUUUAUUUAUAUUUUAUUGUUUCAGCAUAAUAAUUUCCGAUUUGGGAUAAUUCCCUGAUUACCAGUAUAUAAGUGAAUAAUCUAUGUCCCUGAUAGUGUUUUUGGCGGCACUACUUUUGACGUGUGACAUUGAAUUUUGGAUUAAAGGUCUCGUAACCAAGCCAUAAAAUCAUAUAAAAGAAGUAAAAACAUUGAAUUUCAGUUAUUAUAAUUUGGUCAUUUUGACUUUUGAAUCAGUCAAUAUUCCGUAAACCAUAAUAUCCAAUUUAUUCAAUUAUUAGCUAUAUUUUUAAUCAAGACCUGAGAAGAAGUCGAAGAAUUAUAAUUAAUUGGAAGUAGGUGUAAAACAAUAAAUAUCUAUUUAUGUAAUGUUAUGAUGGUAGACUUUAUGGUACAAGCUCUUAAUUUAGGAAGAGAAGCUUUGGAAGCAAAAGAGGUUCCAGUGGGAUGCGUAUUUACACGAAAUGGAGAAAUUAUUGCAGAAUCUAGAAAUACUGUAAAUGAAACGCGAAAUCCUACUAGACAUGCCGAAAUAAACUGUAUAGAUAAGGUUAUAAAUUAUUGUAAACAAAAUGAUAUUCAAAGUAGCUUAAUGUUCGAGCAAAUAGUUGUUUAUGUUACUGUAGAACCUUGUAUAAUGUGUGCAGCUGCGUUAAAAAAAUUACAAGUUAAAGAAGUGAUAUAUGGUUGUGCCAAUGACCGAUUUGGCGGAAAAACAGUUCUCAAUGUAGGUGAAAUUUAUGAGAAUGGUUUCAAACUAACUGAACACAACAAAGGAGAUGAAGCUAUGCUUUUAUUGAAACAAUUUUACAAGGGCACUAAUCCUCAUGCACCUGCAUCAAAAGUCAAAAGAAAAGAGUAAAAUUAAAAGUUGAAUAAAGUUUAGGAAUAAAAACUAAUCAUUUUUGAAGAUAAAAUUUAAAUAUGAUAAGGAAUUAUCUAGUUAAAUCAUACUAUAUUACCGCAGCAAAUGAUGUAACUAAAUAAUGUGUAUUUAUUAAAACAAUGAUCAACUGA
Molecule: messenger RNA, 1056 nt
Organism: Zerene cesonia (dogface butterfly)
Lineage: Eukaryota; Metazoa; Arthropoda; Insecta; Lepidoptera; Pieridae
Product: tRNA-specific adenosine deaminase 2
Exons: 1
Coding region: 413-901 (162 amino acids)
Biological process (GO): tRNA wobble adenosine to inosine editing
Cellular component (GO): nucleus; cytoplasm
Molecular function (GO): tRNA-specific adenosine-34 deaminase activity
Source: RefSeq, a predicted model, not a curated record